GCGGCACCGCAGUUCACCGACGACGGAGCAGGCAACACAACACUACAACCCACGCAAAAAAGCACACAAAAUAACAAAUUUCAGUGUCUCGGCAACGCUUUUCUGGCAUUGCCAACUUAUCCUCCGUCGCAGCAGCAGUACGAACGGGUUUCGAUUCGGGAUUGUGACCAGAACAGAACGGAACAUAAAAAAAAACAACCAGAACACACUCGUAAAAGUGAAAAGGAUUCCAAUAAAGUGUUAUCGUAAUUGGAAUUUGCAUACUUCUUUCGGAAAACAACAACAACAGCAACAGCAACAAAAAUGAGGCAUCUCUGGCUGCUGGCUCUUAUCGCCUUUGGAUCUUCCCUGUUUUCAGGUGUGCUGACCUUGCCGGAGGCACACCCAGGCAAACCAUCAGUGGCCACGACCCCAGCUGUAGGCGGAAAUGGAGGAGGAACCGGCGGUGGCGUCGGCGGUGGCGAGACGAGCACCGACUACAGUGAGUACGAUGAGGAGGAGCCGCAACGGGCGCCUGGCAACCUGGCCAAGUCGACAGCAGGUCCCAAGCUGCCGCUUCCCUACUUCGACCAGCCGAAAGUGGACAUGUAUGUGGGUGACAACGGCAGCAGUGUGAAGGUGGAUUGCCCCGUCAAGAACUACAAUGCUCAACACCAUGCCAUACUCUGGUACAAGGAUAACAGCGCCAUUAGCAAUGGAAAUACCCUAUUCAGCAGCGUCUACGGCCUAGACACCAACUUCACAUUGACCGUGCCCGUGGCGGCCAAUGCCACGGAUGGGCAGAAAUACUCCUGCCAUGUGAUGCCCCCCGAUGUGCGUCGCGAGGUGACCAUCCAUCUUGGACCGGAGCCAAGCACCCCGGCUCCUGCCACCACACGACCUACUCCCGCCGCAGGCUCGGCGCCGACUGGCCAGGAUUGUGGCCUCUGGCUUGUGCUGUUCUUGGCCGCCCUCCAGUUGGCAGUUCGCUUCUGAAUCUGAAUCGGGCCAAGUUCAGUUAACGUAAUUCUACCACCGGCACUGAACCUCCCAGCCCGGGGAUAAUGUUUGGAGAUGCGCACCACCCCAAAAACGAGCUUGUCACUAAGAUACAGUAUGUCAAGAAAGUAUUUUCCCAUUUGCUUCUUGUUUGGUUAUUUUCCCCAUCUGCCUUGUGAUUACUCUUAUUUUCAUAUAGUUUCCUAACCAGAUCCGUAAUACUAAGAUAUUUUUAAAUUUUAAUCGAAAAAUCAAAAAAAAAGGAGAUUCCUUGUAAAACCGCUUUCUUGAAACACUGUAUGUUUGUCGGUAUAUCUAUGUAAUUAGAGAAGAGUACAAUCUGAAGGAAUCGAUUGCUUGGCACAUUAUGUUUAGGUGUUUAGGUGUUAGGUUGCUUUGUUAUUAUAUUAUAGAACAUAAUAUACUACAUUUAUGUAAUUUACUUAUGUAGAUCUUGGGGAAGCAAAUCUUCCUAGGGUUAUCUGAGUUAUACUUCCAACGUUUGCUUCCUCCUCUUCCAAACUUGAUCUGAUUGUACUAUCUAGAGCACCAGGAAUUCUAUAACCGCCCUAAAAUCUAUCUGUAUAUUUAUGUCGAUUCCUUAGAGUCGAAUACUUCUUUGAUUUAUAACUAAAUAAGUUUUAAUUUUAGCUGAAAAGCCAAUUAGUUAUCGUAAAUUGAACUCUUAGUACGCUAUUUAAUCGUCUAGGAUCGAAUUACAUAUAGAAUGCUGGCUUUAGUCGGGUGAUUAAUGAAUCGGAUUAUACUUAUUAUUAGUGUAUAAUUGUUUUGAACUUAGCGGAACAGACAACGGACAGUUACCGAUGCGAUAACAAGUGGCUUAAUGAAUCGUUAUGAAGGAUAUAUGAAGGAUAUGUGACGAAUAUAUAUAUAUCUAUAUGUAUACAUAUAAAAGUGAAUGUAAUUUUUGUCGGAUAUAAAAGUGAAAUAAAACUA
This is a messenger RNA of Drosophila obscura, 1935 nucleotides long. RefSeq lists its product as uncharacterized. The transcript has 3 exons. The record is from RefSeq and is a predicted model, not a curated record. NCBI's taxonomy places the organism in Eukaryota, Metazoa, Arthropoda, Insecta, Diptera, Drosophilidae. Bases 304 to 975 code for a protein of 223 amino acids.